UCCGGGUUGGCCUCUGUCCAGCGCCCCCUGGGCAUGGGGAGCCCUGACGUGGACUCUGUCUGUCCUGCCCCCUCCCCAUGCAGGUGGUACAAACUGCACUCCAAGGCGGGCAAGAAGGAAAAGGAGCGCGGCGAGAUCCAGGUCACCGUCCAGUUCACGCGCAACACCCUGAGCGCCAGCAUGUUCGACCUGUCGGUAAAGGACAAGCCACGCUCGCCCUUCGGCAAGAUCAAGGACAAGAUGAAGGGCAAGAAGAAGUACGAGCUGGAGUCAGCCUCGGCCAUCAUCCCCAGCAGCGCCCUGGACGACCCCGACCUGCUCGGCGGCUCCAGCAAGAAGGCCAAGGCCAAGGCCUUCUUCCUCCGCAACAAGCUGCGCAAGUCCUCGCUGACGCAGUCCAACACCUCGCUGGGCUCCGACAGCACGCUCUCCUCCACCAGCGGGAGCCUGGCCUGGCUGGGCUCCGAGUACCUGACGCGCUCCCCCAGCCGCCACAGCCGGCUGUCCACCGAAGGUGGCAAAGACUCGGCUUCCUCCCCCAAACUGCUGACCCACAAGCGGGCCUACAGUGAUGAAGUGAGCCAGGUGCAGGCAGGGCUGCCCCGCGCUGGCCACGACCCUGGCUCUGGGUCUUCCCUCUGCAUCAAUGGCAGUCACAUCUACAACGAUGAGCCGUCUGUCCCACAGGCCCACCGCGCCUCCAUCUCGGGCCCCUUCCCUUCGGCCAGUGCCCUCCACGGUCUCUCCCUGCGGCGGGCCGAGGAGGGCACGGGGCCGUCGGACACGGCCCCCGGGGGCAGCUCUGAGCCGGUGGCCGCGGCAGGUGUGGGCCGAGAGGAGUCUGGAGCGCGGGCUGGCGAGGAGGAGGGUCCCCGGCGGGCAGAGGGGAAGCCCGUCCAGGUGGCCACGCCCAUAGUGUUCCCAUCCACGUCAGCAGAGAGAGAAGACGGGAGGAAGGAGGAGCGCAAGACCCGCGUGGGUCUUUUCCACCAUCACCACCAUGGGGCAGGCCGCAGGGGCUCCCUCGGGGAGAAGAUGGGCCUGGCCCUGGGUGCCUCCCUACACCCUUCCUCCAGUGGGGAGGAGAAAGGCAGGAGCGGCUGGUUUGGUUCCCGAGAGGGGAAGGAGCACACCCAGAAGCCCAGCCUGGACGUGUCUCCUCAGGUAGAACCUGGCCCAGAUGCGCCUGCGCCGCCUCCUCCGGGCAGCCUCCCCUGCCCCCCCCCUGCUCCUGUUCCCGCUGCUGCCGCUGCUAGCAUGCUAAGCACUAACCUCUUUGCACCCGCUGCCGCCGCCACCGCCUUUGCCUCCCCCCCUGCCCCCUCCCCCAGAUGUCUGGGAUCUACCAACCCAUUCCUCCCCUCCCUGCAGAGCAACCCCUUCUUUGAGGAGCUCGUGGCGGACAAAGCGUUAAAGUGUGCUUCACCUGCUCGCUCUCUCCCCAGCGGCUCGCUGGUAGCGGCCCCCACUGCGCCCUCCCUGCCGGAGUGGGACGACACCUUCGACGCCUUUGCCGCCAGCAGGCUGCCCCCCGAUGCUGGGCACGGACUCUCGGCCCCAGCCGCAGAGAGGGGGGCCUUGGGAGCGCUCCAGGCCGGCGAUGAUGACGUGCAGAUGGCAGGGUCUCAGGAAGCUCCCAGGGGAGGGGGAGGAGGCUCAGUAUCGGCGCCAGAGGCUUCCGGACCCCUGAGUCUUGACGGCUGGAGUGUGGCCCCUGCUGGCUGGGAGUCACCUGUGUUUCGAGGACCCAGCCCCUCCUUAGCAGCCGAAUGGCCCUCACCGAGCCGGGAGCCAGAGGAGGAGACCCCCUGCCAGCGUCAGGAAGCGGACCAACACCCAGAAGCCCCUGAGGCUGCUUGUCCCAGGCCCCGAAGAAGAGUGAGCGCUGAGCAGGAGAGGUCGCCUAACCCCGGAGCAUCCACGGAGCCUGAGGAAGAGCCCAGGAGCGUGGAAAGCCACUUUUUCCAAGAGUUGAAUGUGGUUACUGAUCUCUGGUCAUCAGAGAUGGUAAACAUCCCUCCUGUGUCCAGGAGCCCCCCUCCCAUCCCAAAGAGAAGCUGGGAGCAAGAAGAGAGCCUUUGGGGGGCUCUGGAUGAACCCCCCGGCCUUCAGGAGCCAGGAUCCCCAGGGCCACCUCCAGACUCUGCAGGAGACGUGGACAGAGAAGUCUUCUCACCACCCCCUGACAAAGGGGAGGGGUCCCCUGCACCAGAACCUGGCUCUCCUCCACCCAAGCCACCACGCCUUUUCACACCCAUGAAUUCCCAGAAUGAAGAGGAAGAAAUGAACCCAGGGGAGCUGAGCAGAGAAGGGACAGAACUGUGUGUCGAAGACAUCUGCCCAGGCCUUCCGGCUCUCCACCACCAGGAUGAGAUGGAGGGGGGUGCCUUGGGUGUGGAAGAGCUCGAGAUCUGCCCCACUGUAGACCGUCCAGACCAACGUGCUUCAGAAGGGGACUCUGUCAGCUGCUGGGACCCGGUUCCCCGGGUCCCUGAGCCCGGCUCUCCACCAGCUGUCCUGGAUGUCCCUUCCCCAACACUCACCUCACAGAGCAAAGCUGGCCAGAGCCAGCAUUUCUGGGCAGUUCAGGAAGCAGAGUCUCAAUUCCUUGGCAUGUUGGGGACCCUCCAAGACAAACCUGAGCCCCCUGGCCCCCUGGUGACUGCUGGUUUGGAGAAAGAUCCUUUCUGGGCUUCUGAUGAUGAUGAUGAUGACACCUUGAGCUCCUCCUUACCUCGUGGGAGCCCAGCUUCCACCAUCCUUCCAGCCUUGCUUUCUGCUGGGGAUGAAGCUUCUCCAGAAUCUCCCAGCCUAGAACUUGUGGCCCCUCAGGAUCCCCUCCUUGCUCCUCCCCUCCCUCCCCCUCUCCCUUCUCCAUGCCCAGCCACUAAUGUGAGCAGGAAGCCUGGCCAAGAAUCCCUCUCUCUGCAUGGAAGCCGGCCCUUCUCCUUCUCUACCCCGGCCCCGAUGGACUUCCCUGCAACCCGAGGCCCCUUCGAGUUCCCCUCGCCCAUCGAGGGCUCCUCGAGCCCACAGUGGGGCAUCGAGACCCCUUCCACCCUGCUUGCGCUUCUGCCCCUGGAGACACGACCAGCUGAGGAGCCUUCGAGCCAGCCUGGCGCCAGGUGAGGGGCAGGGGGGUGG
Vombatus ursinus (common wombat) is the source of this 3144-nucleotide messenger RNA. Its product is annotated as rab11 family-interacting protein 1-like. Gene Ontology annotation, cellular component: secretory granule; phagocytic vesicle; recycling endosome. Lineage: Eukaryota; Metazoa; Chordata; Mammalia; Diprotodontia; Vombatidae. Gene Ontology annotation, biological process: regulated exocytosis. Bases 34 to 3129 code for a protein of 1031 amino acids. The transcript has 3 exons. Gene Ontology annotation, molecular function: small GTPase binding. The record is from RefSeq and is a predicted model, not a curated record.